GGAAAAGCCGACGUUGGUAUACACGUUUCUUAUAAGAUGUUUUAACGGACAUUAUUCACUUGAAGACGCAAAGGAACGUCAACGACGUAAACAGUUUGCGCUAUGGAUAUCCAGCAACGUGUGCUAGGUGACGAGUCAAAUCUGGAAUUGAUUGAGAUUGGUCAAUUGGAGGACGACCAGCCCACAAACACUGCUCAUGCCUACCCGCCAGAUCGUGGAAAACAUGCCUGGCUUUUCCUUUGGGUUGGUUGCUUCUUGAUGAUAGCGUUGACAUGGGGGUUCCCUUUCUCGUAUGGCGUUUUUCAGAGUUACUAUUCUACUCAUCCGCCAUUCUCGGAUCAUCCUGAAGGAUUACCCGCAGUUGGAACCACGGCGUUGGGGACUCUAUAUUUGACAUCGCCUCCGUCGUUCAUCAUUCUACAGCGAUAUCAGUCGCACAGACGACUAGCUCUUAUUGUUGGAUCAGUUGUCACAUGCUUAGCUGUUCUCGCAUCUGCGUUUGCCACUAAAGUCUGGCAUCUGCUUCUAACCCAAGGUAUCCUGUAUGGACUUGGCGCCAGCGUUGUGAAUACGGUAACUAUCCAGUUUCUGAACGAGUGGUUCAUCGAGCGCAAGGGCCUCGCCUUUGGGAUUCAAGAAGCGGGCGCUGCUAUGGGCGGCGUAGUAAUUCCCGUUCUUAUGACAUGGGGACUUGACAAGUACGGGCAUCGCAAUAUCUUGAUAGCUUGGUUCCUCGCUAUUACUAUUCUGUCCCUGCCGUCUAUUUACUUCCUCCGGGAACGUGUGAGGCCCAGGGCGGCUGAUGCUUCCGAGAUUGGCACAUUGGGCUUCGUUGCCACGCCUAUCUUUUUGCUUCUUCAAGCUGGCAAUAUCUUCCAGGCCCUUGGGAAUUUCUUGCCUGGUAUCCAUCUUCCGUCAUUUGCUCUACGCUUUGGCGCCUCACCCUUGGCUGCGGCGGGGAUGUUGUCAUUUUAUAAUGUGGCAUCCGUCAUAGGCGCCAUCGGCACGGGGUACCUAGUCGACCGCUACCACGUUUCAGUAACAUUGUUUCUCCUGUCACUAGGGGCAGCUGUCGCGGUUUUCUUCGCUUGGGGGUUCGCGGGAAAUUUCGCAACUCUGUGUGGGUUUGCUUUUAUCUACGGCAUGUUUGCUGGGGGUUGGAGCUCGACAUGGGUUGGCAUAGGGCUCGAAAUACAGAAACGCAGCCCCCACGCUGAUCUAGGCGUGCUGUGGGGAUUUGCAGCCGCGGCGAGAGGUGUCGGUAGCAUCGCAAGCGGACCUAUCAGCGAGCGGCUGAUAGCUGAGGGUGUUGGCAAGACAUCUUGGUGGCCUAAGAAUUACGGUUCGAACUAUGGCGUUUUAAUCCUGUUUAAUGGAAUUAUGUUGGUUCUAGGGAGCGUCGGUUGCACUGCUCGGAUAGUCGAAAUUUUGAAGAGGGUUGGGCAUCGGCACAAUGACUAGUCCUAGUCUGCUUAGCAGGUGCAGGGACCGGGGUGCCGGAAGCCAUCACGUGAUGGGCGCCAACUUUAAAACGGACGUUAACGACCAAUUUUAGAA
Messenger RNA from Annulohypoxylon maeteangense, 1557 nucleotides. Its product is annotated as MFS monocarboxylate transporter. Gene Ontology annotation, molecular function: transmembrane transporter activity. Gene Ontology annotation, biological process: transmembrane transport. Gene Ontology annotation, cellular component: fungal-type vacuole membrane. The transcript has 4 exons. The record is from RefSeq and is a predicted model, not a curated record. NCBI's taxonomy places the organism in Eukaryota, Fungi, Ascomycota, Sordariomycetes, Xylariales, Hypoxylaceae. The coding region runs from base 103 to 1461 and encodes 452 amino acids.